CUUGCCAUUGUUUGUCCAAUUCGUCCAAUGUUGUGCUUUUAAAUAUUUUUGUCAGAUUGCUCAUGUUUGACGUAACGAGGUGGUAAUGGUCACGUGAUUGUUGCCGUGAGCCAUACCGUCCAGCCGCUGCUGUAGAGUAAGCUAGUCUGCCUCGAGUGUAACAUCGCUAGCUAACAGACACAAACAGAAUGGAUUUCAACGUGAAGAAGCUAGCCUCCGGUGCGGGAGUGUUCUUCACGCGAGCUGUCCAGUUCACAGAGGAGAAGCUGGGCCAGGCGGAGAAGACGGAGCUGGACGCUCACUUUGAGAACCUGAUGAGCCGCGCAGACUGCACCAAGCUGUGGACGGAGAAGAUCUACAGACAGACUGAGGCGCUGCUGCAGCCCAACCCAAGUGCCAGAAUCGAAGAGUUUCUCUAUGAAAAGUUAGACAGGAAGGCACCGUCCAGAAUGACCAAUGGAGAGCUGCUGGGUCAAUAUAUGCUGGAUGCAUCAAAGGAGUUUGGUCCUGGAACUCCAUAUGGGAGUACUUUGAGCGAGGUGGGGGAAUGUGAGAGAAGAUUAGGAACAGCAGAGAGGGAGUUCCUCCAGACGUCCGCUAUAAGCUUUCUCACUCCGCUCAGGAAUUUUCUGGAAGGAGACUGGAGGACCAUUUCAAAAGAAAGACGUCUUCUGGAGAACCUUCGCUUGGACCUGGACUCCUGUAAAGCCCGUCUGAAGAAGGCCAAGGUGGCCGAGGCCAAGGCUGCGUGCGAUGGUGAAAUGGCACCAGAUUUUCAGGAGACCAGACCCCGCAACUAUGUGCUUUCUGCCAGUGCCUCUGCGCUCUGGAGUGAGGAGGUGGAAAAAGCUGAACAUGAGCUCCGAGUGGCCCAAACAGAGUUUGACCGCCAAGCAGAGGUUACACGGCUGCUUUUGGAGGGCAUCAGUAGUACACAUGUGAACCACUUGCGCUGCCUGCAUGAGUUUGUGGAGGCCCAAGCAGCUUACUAUAAGCAGAGUCACUUCCACAUGCAAGAACUACAGAAGGAGCUGGGAAGGCUUCCCAAUGCAUUUGCACUGAACACUCACUCCACAGCUACCGCCGGCUCUGCAUCAGAAGGCCUCAGCAGCCCUGUGGAGACAGACACACUGAAGAUUGAGGAAGUUCAGGCACCAGCUACAGGAACCCGCAAGGCCAAAGUCCUUUACGAUUACGAUGCUGCGGACUCCAGUGAGCUCUCACUUUUAGCCGAUGAGCUCAUCACAGUUUACACAGUGCCAGGAAUGGACUCUGACUGGCUGAUUGGAGAGAGAGGAAACCAAAAAGGAAAAGUGCCCGUCACAUACCUGGAGCUUCUCAGCUAAAGAACACGCGUCCAUUGAUGACUACUGAAGCCAUGAGGAUCUUUCAUUCGCUUCAUUACAUUUCACACUCUUCCUCUAACCUGUAACUUCCCAUAGCAUUCCUCCGCAGUAAGCAUUAAUACAAGUGUUACGUUAAACACACUCAGCUCCUCAAACCCCACUGACCUAUAUUCACAUGACACAGACAGAAGUGAUGAUGGAGACAUUGUUACAAUGAGUGCAGGAAAAUCCCCAUGAAUGGUUAAUAUUACUUUUAGAUAUGGUUGGUGGAUUAUUAGGACGUUUUCUUUUCCUAUUUAUUACUUAUUUAUUGUUGUGCAUCCCCAUGGUUCAGGUAGACCUUCCACAUUGUCUGCAGAGGUAUUUCCAUCAAUCUGAUUUGUUUUUAGAGUCUUUAGAAGACAGCCGUAUGGAUAACACAAGCAUGCAAUAACCACGUGAUGAAGCCUUGCCCUUCAAUUAAGUCAGGUCAGUCCAGUGUAUCUCUGCAUGACAGCUCGCCCUCAUUAAGGAGGAAGAAGUGAAAACAAACAUGGGCUAACAGACACCGGAUCAGUGUGCCACAUCAUGACAAACACCAUUAUGUUGUGCUGAUAUAUAUUAAUAAAAAUGAAAGAUGUGGCUGCUUCCCAGUUUUGCUGCAAGUUCCCCUUCCAUUGUCUUCCAAUACUACAUGAACAUCAUUGCAUUUCUUAUGUGUUGCAUCUUUCUUAUCCAUGAAAUAUGACAAACGUUAGCUUCCUAAGUUAUAAAACAGCAAAUCAAGUUUUUCAUCGAUGCUUUAUCGUUCAAUCAUCCUCAAAUCUUGGGAAGCAGAUUUGCCUUAACUGCUAAUGAAAGAAUGUAACUCGUGUUAUUCAAAGCAAUGAUAACAUUUUAAGGAGAGUAGGAUGGAUCUUUGCUUGAUUAAUUCAUGUCAUUCACUUGUCUUGAUUAGACUUUCCCCGGCACUGAAGACGUCCCUUUGAACAAUAUGAACACCUGUGCAGCACAUACACAUAAACACUCCUGUCCGUCAUAACUGCCUUAAAAAGAUGAGAAUGUGCUCUUCACAACAAAAUGUCCAGAGAACACGUAACAGCAUGCAAGACUGCAACUCCUUUUAAUCGUGUGCUUGUUCGUGUGAUUUUUGGUUUGCCUUUAAUUGUUUUUUGAAUUUACGCUGUUCUGUCCGUCAAUAACUCGGUGUCUUCUGUCUUCGUGCUGCAUGUGCUACAGCUAGUAGCCUGUCCUGAUGUAGCUACGUCUGUUUGUGGCAGAACUGGAGCACCGAUAUGUUUCCACAAAAGAUAAUGUGCUCUCUCACAUCCAACAUAUGUAGUACAUGCAUGCACUCUUUCCUUUUUUUUUUUUUUUUUUUUAAACCAGGCUUGUGAGUUUUUGUAAAUUGAGCGCAUUCUUUGAAAAUGUAUUUAUUCUGUUGUAACUCUGUUUACCUCAUCUUGUAUUAUUAUUAUUAUUAUAUGCUUUCACCAUGCUGAAUGAAUGAAAUGUAUGGGAUUCAAUAAAAUAUAAGAUUUAUUUGAAUUCGUGGUCUUUUUACAGCUAACGUACGCCAUAAAUACACAAACCACCAGGGCCGAAAGCUGAAGCCAAUGCAGAAGUGCUUUAAGGAAGUGCACCAAAAUGCACACAUUUUGUGUGGACACACACACACACACACAUCCAUCUAUCUAUAUACUGCUAAACCUGUUUUUUUUAACCUUCAAACUCUUGUCUAACCCUUCCUAUUUUCCAUUGAAAGGACGCUUAAUAAACGACUAUGGUCACCAGUGAAAAGACGUUCAAAAGAGAACGUUUUGAAGACGUUGAUUGAACGUUCACAUUUAGUGGGAAAAAAUCCACAAGAACACAUUACUCUAUAAUGUGGUGGUGAUCGUCAUUGUUACUUUAGGGUGCCACUAAUCUCUAUGAACAGAUUCUGAAUAUGAAUACAGAAUCUGUAGGCAAUAGUAUUGACCAAUCGUGUUUGAAUGGGCUUAUUUGCAUUCUGGUAAACGGUCUAUGUGAGAGCAAAAGAGGUGGAAAGGAUUGGCCAAAAUGCAUUCUCGGAACCCAUCUGUUAUGGUCUUGGUCCGGGUAUCUUUGACCCAUUUUCCAGAUAUCCGCUUCAAUGGAACCCCA
Molecule: messenger RNA, 3470 nt
Organism: Anarrhichthys ocellatus (wolf-eel)
Lineage: Eukaryota; Metazoa; Chordata; Actinopteri; Perciformes; Anarhichadidae
Product: endophilin-B2-like
Exons: 12
Coding region: 189-1346 (385 amino acids)
Biological process (GO): membrane organization
Cellular component (GO): membrane; cytoplasm
Molecular function (GO): protein binding
Source: RefSeq, a predicted model, not a curated record